Anopheles bellator is the source of this 2628-nucleotide messenger RNA. It is a transcript of the gene Rab9, whose product is annotated as ras-related protein Rab-9B. Gene Ontology annotation, molecular function: GTPase activity; GTP binding. The coding region runs from base 589 to 1296 and encodes 235 amino acids. Gene Ontology annotation, cellular component: late endosome; phagocytic vesicle; lysosome. Lineage: Eukaryota; Metazoa; Arthropoda; Insecta; Diptera; Culicidae. The transcript is spliced from 3 exons. Gene Ontology annotation, biological process: retrograde transport, endosome to Golgi. The record is from RefSeq and is a predicted model, not a curated record.
CGUUAUCUGUUUGUUAUGUUGAGUGUGGUCGGUAUUAUUCCGUUCGGACAGCGGUGAAGGCGAUGCAGCUGCAAGGAGUCGUCGGAACGAUGAUGCAGUAGUCGAAAAAAACCAACGCGAAUCCACCCAAAAACCCACCUCCAUCGGCCAGUGUUUUCGCAACAACCGCAAUCGAUUGGCCGCGAGUGUAGUUCUCCGUGCAGUGGCGCACCUAUGUGUUGGUUUCCCACCCAAAGAUCGAACGGACGAACGGAUAGUUGGGCCCACGGUUGUGUUGUGGGGCCCCUGCGCUAGUGCGUCAUCUCCCCGUGCGUCCGAGAUUUAAUUCGCUCCACCGCUGUGUAGUGGUCAGCCGCGAGUCGCACGCGAUGUGGAAGACCGUUGUGUGAGAUUAAUUGCCCCUUGCGCCGUUUCACGGGUCAACGACGGCGGAACCGUCUGGCGGGCGGUGGGCCCGACACGGUUUUGUGAAUAAUUUCUCCAAAUCGUCCUCGGCGCACGAACGCCUCGUCGUCUUGGUGCGGUAUUUCCGGGUCGAAGAUAAAACCGCCAAUUCCAAGGAAGAACGGAACACCGAACGGCAUCAAAAUGACGAACAUGCGGCCACCGAGCAAAAACGUGCUGCUAAAAGUGGUCAUUCUCGGUGACGGGAAUGUCGGCAAAAGCUGCCUCAUGAACCGCUUCGUGUCGAACUAUUUCGAUGCGCACAGUUUUCAUACGAUCGGUGUCGAGUUCCUCAACAAAGACUUACAAGUGGACCAGGAGCGCUACACGCUGCAGAUCUGGGAUACGGCCGGCCAGGAGCGAUUUCGGGCCCUGCGGACACCGUUCUACCGGGGCACCGACAUCUGUCUGCUUACGUACGCGAUCGACGAUCGGCAGAGCUUCAAAACGUUGGCCAGCUGGCGCGACGAGUUUCUCCGGUACUACGACGUCAAUCCGGAGCGCUUCCCGUUCAUCGUGGUCGGCACCAAGAGCGAUCUGGCCGCUACGGGGCACCGGCAGGUGACGGCCGAAGAGGUAACCCACUGGUGCCAGGAGCAUCACGUGGCCGCCUUCAUCGAAACGUCGGCCAAAACGUCCGACAAUGUGCCCACCGCGUUUGCGCUGGCCGUGCAGCAGUGGAAAAAGCUCGAGCGAUGCACGGAGCGCGAGCUGCGUGCCCAAGGCCACGACACGAUCGAUCUGAUGAAGAGCGUGAACUUGAGCGCAAACCGAAAUCGGUUCUGCUGCGUCGGCGGGAACGCUGGACGACCCGCGGCCACCGGACAGGACGAUGAUGACUAUCCGAAUUGAGCGAUAACCGCGUCGUGCCGUUCGUCGAUAUGUGAUAAUAGAUCGGGUUUUCUCCACAAAACGGGGUGGGAUGAAAAUGGACGGGAGGACAAAUCAGCGAUCGCGUAGUUAGGUGAUUAGAAUUUUUCCCCACAACGCCACGCCGUAAUGCACAAAAAGAACGAGGUUUCAAGGUUGUCUGCGAGAAUCUGCAGCGGCGGCCGUCACUCUGACUGCCGGACUCCGCCGGAGUGGGCAUGCAUGUAUGAAGGUGACCACACAGAUGUAAAAAUGUAUUUCCGCUUCACUGCACUCGCGCUUGCGAUCCACGCCCCGUGGCCACAAUCGCCGUGAUUGUUCUCUCGGACAGUGCGAAAUGGGUCGCUGGGAAGUGCUGCCCAGGGACAAACGUGAACAUAGAUGCGUCCGUUCGUUUGCGCUUGAUUAGCUGUUCGUAGUCGAACAAGGAAUCGUUGUUUUAUGUGUUAUUUUUUGUCCAAAAACACGCUAAAUUACGAGCAAUAUUACGAGUGAGCAAUUUUUCUUUAGGCUAUCCUUUCGUCGCACUCAGAGUGCUCAGAGUUUUUCGAGUUUAUUUGCAAUAUUUUGUACCUGACCAACGCAUUUAUGCUCGAUGCGCAUCGAAUACGAAUACUAUCGUGCAGGUACACACAUUGGGAGGAAUAUUCCGAAACCCUCUUCCGAACCCACGUUACACGGGACGAACACUCAGCCUGCGCCGCUCAGUGCAUGCCACUUGCAACCGGCGUUACAGCAUCGAGAUUUUAAUAUUAAUGGUUCGUGAAAGGGACUGGCAGUUUGAUGGGCACCGUUAGGUAUAAGAUUAAUUUAAUUUGUCGUUAAAAAUGUGUGUUACUGCGCAUUUAGCUGUUUAUUUAAAACCCGAAUACACAUUCCGCUAAGCGUUGUUUUAUACCUUCCAAAACAGAAACCGAUUCAUUCCACUAGCUUAUCGAAAGGUGCACGGCGUUUACGGCUUUUUGUCGGAUUCCGGGCGUUUGGGCACGUCAACUCCCGAUUGGAAUUGCCGCAGAGUGAGAGAUUGUAGGUGGUAGCUAGGACGAUAAAGGGGUCACGUACCUUUUAAUUAAACAAAAUGGUGGGGAAGAGUGUGACACGGAACCGAGAAGACUUGCAUGUAGGCCGCCGGGUGGCCCAGGAUUGUGAAAUGAUGGUGCAAACGUAGAGUUAGAGCAGAGAAAGGCAGGGAGGCGAGAGUGUAGUGUUUCAUAAGAGCUAUUUUUUAGGCAUAUUGAACCUCUGCAACACAUUCACUUACUUCUACUGAUUCAUUUGUAUAAUAAACCAAAGUAAAAAGUAAAAAGAAUCGAC